ACACCAAGCUGAAUGCAGAGAGAGACCAGUUACAGAGCAGUUACACCAAACUGAGUACAGAGAGAGACCAGUUACAGAACAUUAACACCCAACUGAGUGCAAAGAGAGACCAGUUACAGACCAGUUACGACUCUGUGGUUCGUCAGCUUCAGAAUCAGAGAGACUGUCUUCAGAAGUUCUCUAAGCUGGAGGCGGCAACACAGCAGGGCUGGACAUUUUUCAAGACCAUUAUGUACUUCAUCUCUACUGGAGGGAAGAGCUGGAGUGAGAGCAGACAGGACUGCAGAGGGAGAGGAGCAGACCUGGUGACCAUAAACAGCAGAGAAGAACAGAACUUUAUUGAAAUACUGAGACGAGGACAGAGAGCUUGGAUUGGUCUGACUGACCGAGACACAGAGAGGGUCUGGAAAUGGGUGGACGGCUCAGCACUGACCACUAGGUUCUGGAGAAGUGGGGAACCCAAUGGUGCAGCAUAUGAGGACUGUGUCGUAACUGGCGACAAGUCUGAUCCUGUAAAUAACUGGGCUGAUUAUCCCUGUAAGCAGCGGUUUGUUUGGAUUUGUGAGAAAAGUAUUUUUAACUGAGAGUGUUUUAGAAUAAAUGGCAGCAAAAGCCAGGAAUAUGAGCAGUUUGUUUGGACCUGUAAAGGAAUAUUUUGCUGAACUCAGCAUGUUUGUA
Molecule: messenger RNA, 678 nt
Organism: Colossoma macropomum (tambaqui)
Lineage: Eukaryota; Metazoa; Chordata; Actinopteri; Characiformes; Serrasalmidae
Product: CD209 antigen-like protein 2
Exons: 4
Coding region: 231-584 (117 amino acids)
Source: RefSeq, a predicted model, not a curated record